Diceros bicornis minor is the source of this 3704-nucleotide messenger RNA. It is a transcript of the gene LDLRAD3, whose product is annotated as low density lipoprotein receptor class A domain containing 3. NCBI's taxonomy places the organism in Eukaryota, Metazoa, Chordata, Mammalia, Perissodactyla, Rhinocerotidae. Gene Ontology annotation, molecular function: protein binding. The record is from RefSeq and is a predicted model, not a curated record. Bases 19 to 1056 code for a protein of 345 amino acids. Gene Ontology annotation, biological process: receptor-mediated endocytosis. The transcript has 6 exons. Gene Ontology annotation, cellular component: plasma membrane.
CGGAGCGGCGGCCGCGCCAUGUGGCUGCUGGGGCCGCUGUGCCUGCUGCUGAGCAGCGCCGCGGAGAGCCAGCUGCUCCCCGGGAACAACUUCACCAACGAGUGCAACAUCCCAGGCAACUUCAUGUGCGGCAACGGGCGGUGCAUCCCCGGCGCCUGGCAGUGCGAUGGGCUGCCUGACUGCUUCGACAAGAGUGACGAGAAGGAGUGCCCCAAGGCUAAGUCGAAAUGCGGCCCGACGUUCUUCCCCUGUGCCAGCGGUGUCCACUGCAUCAUCGGCCGCUUCCGGUGUAACGGGUUUGAGGAUUGUCCGGACGGGAGCGACGAGGAGAACUGCACAGCAAACCCUCUGCUUUGCUCCACCGCCCGCUACCACUGCAAGAACGGCCUCUGCAUUGACAAGAGCUUCAUCUGUGACGGGCAGAACAACUGUCAGGACAACAGCGAUGAGGAAAGCUGUGAAAGUUCUCAAGAGCCAGGCAGCGGGCAGGUGUUUGUGACUUCGGACAACCAGCUGGUGUACUACCCAAGCAUCACCUACGCCAUCGUCGGCAGCUCUGUCGUCUUCGUGCUGGUGGUGGCCCUGCUGGCGCUGGUCCUGCACCACCAGCGGAAGCGGAACCACCUGGUGACGCUGCCGGUGCACCGGCUGCAGCACCCUGUGCUGCUCUCCCGCCUGGUGGUCCUGGACCACCCCCGCCACUGCAGUGUCACCUACAACGUCAACAACGGUGUCCAGUAUGUGGCCAGCCAGGCGGAGCAGAACGCCUCGGAAGUGGGCUCCCCGCCCUCCUACUCAGAGGCCCUGCUGGACCAAAGGCCCGCGUGGUACGACCUGCCUCCGCCCCCCUACUCUUCCGACACGGAGUCUCUGAACCAGGCCGACCUGCCGCCUUACCGCUCCCGGUCCGGGAGCGCCAACAGCGCCAGCUCCCAGGCCGCCAGCAGCCUCCUGAGCGUGGAGGAUACCGGCCACAGCCCGGGGCAGCCUGGCGCUCAGGAGGGCACUGCUGAGCCCAGGGACUCCGUGCCCAGCCAGGGCUCUGAGGAAGUAUAAAAUCCAGUUAUUCCAAAGUCCAUAUGGGUUAAUCUGCUCUGACUUGUUACCAUCCUAACAACGUGCGCUCAUGGGAAGCUCCUCAGGGUGCCUCGAGGAGUGGUUUGGGGUGUCAGCUGUCUCUCCAUCCCCUCUCCCCCCAGAUUUCAGGGAUGUUCUUCGGAGGGCGACCUGGCAUUUUUCUGGCCUCUCAGUGGACAUGAUGUACUGUGCAUCUUUUCUUCGGGGCCUAGGAUCACAGCUUCACUCUUCAUGUCAUUCUUCUGUUACUGGAAUCUUGCUGAAUAGAUGGCAUAAAUUGCAGGCAGCAGGAUGGAGCAGUAUUUAAGUAGUUCUUGAGAAAGCGUUGUUUUUGUGUCAUGCUGCAUGUUCAGAGGGUGAAGACACUGGACCAGAUUCUCUGUGGGCUGCCACCUGAUAGCUCCAUUUGGGGAUUUGGGGUGGAGGAUGCUACCAGGAGGCUGUCACUGGAUGGCCACCAGAAUCCAGGUGGGCCCUGGAGGCUGCCCUGCGCUCUCCUGUCCGCGCUCUCAGUUCAGCGGAGGCAGUGGCUACAGAAGACUUCAACCUGAGGGACGCUCUUCAGUCAUCAGCAGCGUCAUUUUGGUUUUGUGAAUGACUCUGAAACUGUCUACUCUGGGUAGAUUCUGGCUUUAAAAAUUUGCCCGAAAAUCCUCAUUUUGAGAGCGUUCUCGGCCAUGUAUGUCAUCAGCCUCAUCCCAGAAUAGUCAGGGGGCCCUGCAGUGAGUUUAUCCAAGUUCUCAGCUCCUAAAAUGCAGGCUGCCAAGAGCCUGGGCCUGCUUUGGCCCACAAUCCCUUUGGUCCCUGGCUUCUGGAUUGUCACCCUCCCAGCUGUGACCUGCCUGUAGCCAAAGGGUGAGGACACAACUUGAGUUGGCCAAAAAUCUGAUGUGGCCCUUUGUCCUGGGAAGCCACACCCAGCCUGCCUCGCACAGUCGUGCAGCUUCAGCACUAGCCUCCUGAGUGCCCCUAACGCUCGCAAGUCCUUUCAGCCGUGCAUCUGAGCUUGAGGAUGCUGUGGUUUCUCACACAGGUGAGAACCAUAUUCAGUGCCUCCCAGCGGAGCUCCUCCCACCAGGGCCCAAAUACCGGUGCCCCAAUUUAGGGUUAGGGCCAGGCCCCUCCUAACAUCUCGUAGUUUCUCCUCUGAGGCAUGGACAAUAGACAGUUUGGAGUCGAGAUUUGCCGUUCAGACUUUUAAAAAAAAAUCUCUUAGAAAUGCAUUUGAAGCAGUGUGUUUGUUUUUUCCCUUCUAGUUAAGGGACUAUUUAUAUGUGUAUAAGAAAGCUGUCUUUUUCGUUGGUUUGUUUUCCAUUAGUGAGGUCCAAAGAAAGAUGCAAAAGGAGGUGACCCCUUUGUCCUGCGGAGCCCUGAUGACAAGUCACUCCAGACUGACCUGUGUGCCGGGCGUUCGUGCGUUGUUGCACUUUGAGUUAUUAUUUAUCAGGUUCUUGAAGGAAGCAGAAAGAGGGAUGUCUUUGCUCCCUCGGUUCAUAAUCUCUGUUGUGCUAGCUUUCCUCUUUCUCUGUGCCCAGCCAGCCACACCCCCUGGGGAAAUACCAGCUAGAAACGUGGUCGUUAUUUGGCAAAAAACCACACGGGGGACAAAACUGGAAGCUGGUGGGGCCACUGGUGGCGGCUCCCCCUCAGGGCUUCUUUCCACAGCAAAGAAAGGUUCAGUGUCCUCUUUGAUGCUGAUUCAAAUGGAGACUGCAGGAGGGGCAUGAAGUGGCAUUCAGUGAGCCUGUUCUGUAGACUUCUGUUUUUUUAACCAAAAUCCAAAGUAUGUAACAGGAAAGCUAGCCACUUGGUGAUUUUUUUUUAAGGAAACUAGUUGCUUGCAUCUUUCAUUUUUAAAAUAACACUUGAGUUAUUUUCUGAGUAAUCCAAUAAAGAAAGAACUUUUGAUGGCCGCCAGAGCGCGUUAGGAACUCUGGCUGAGCAUUUCAUCUCCUGUGAGUCAGAGCAGCUUUAUUCCCCCUUUGAUGGGCCCCUACUUCUUCCUGGUGCUCUGGAAGUUGUUUAGAGGAAAGGAUUCUAACUUGAAUUAAUCGUGCAGUGAAUUAGUCUCACGCGCUUUUCUGCUUCCAGGCAUUUUAGGAAAAACAAAUGGUCUUGGUAGAUAAGGGGAGAUGAUUAGUGUUGUUUUUUAAAACAAAGGGACAUUUUUAUUAUAGAUUUGAUUUUUUUAAUGGAUGUUUUUAGAAAUAUAUAAAUAGGACACCAAAACUGCAGGGUUUUUUGGGUUUUUUUCCCCCACUCGAGAUAGCAAAUAAGUGGCUGGUAAUAAACGCAUUCCAACCAGCAUAUUUUUUUAUUCAUCGCCUAAAUCUAUGCGAACCAGAAGAACCAUCUCUACUGUCUUUUCUCAAAUGAGAUCAGCAAGUCCUUUUUAUUUUAACAUUAAAAUCAUUCCACUGUGAUGGAUAGCCUGACUCAAUACCCUAGACUUGGAAAUUGACAUCUAAAAAAAAACGCAACUAAGUGGUUAAUAGUGUGUGAUGUUCAGAGUUGAUGCAAACUGGAAAGGUUGUGUGUGGUUGCUCUUUGCUUUUUGGUUAGGUUUUGGUUGUUUUGUUCUGUUUUUUAAUUUUAUACUUUCAAAUAAACUUGCAGUUUUCACUCUU